Molecule: messenger RNA, 2596 nt
Organism: Melitaea cinxia (Glanville fritillary)
Lineage: Eukaryota; Metazoa; Arthropoda; Insecta; Lepidoptera; Nymphalidae
Product: venom dipeptidyl peptidase 4-like
Exons: 13
Coding region: 141-2363 (740 amino acids)
Biological process (GO): proteolysis
Molecular function (GO): serine-type peptidase activity; dipeptidyl-peptidase activity
Source: RefSeq, a predicted model, not a curated record
ACGUUUGUACCGCGUCGAGCGAACUCGUGCGUAUAGUUUGAUUGCCUAGUCGAGUGUGAUGUGAUCUGAUUGGACCACUUAAAUCAUUGACAAGGAGUCAUCCUUUUGUCCCGUGACCUGGGAGUAUUUAUUUACAUAAAAUGGCUUGGCAAACAGUUUAUUUGGCCUUGGCAUUGGUUGUAACAGAAUCCUUCGCAUCUCCCCAAAGAAUACAAAAGACAUUUACAUUAGAAGAGUUAGUGCCUUUGCAGGUUGACUUCUUUCCAGAAAGAGUUGCUGUUCAAUGGAUUUCAGAUUCUGAGUACGUAGUUGUAGAGCCUGGUUUGAUAAAUAAGUAUGACGCUGCAAAGGACACUUACGUUACGGUUCUGGAUCAUGCCGAACUUUUCAAUUUAAGCCGCUUCUCAGUGUCAUCAUUUUCAAAUGAUCAGAAAUAUUUAUUGAUGACAACAAAUAAAAGAAAGGUAUAUCGUUAUUCAAGCAUAGCGGAAUACGCGGUGUAUGACCUUGAAAAAAAGUCUAUUGCUCACAUUGGUAAUGGCUCUCUACAAGUAGUGGUAUGGGGCAAUGAUCACGCACUAGCGUUUGUUCAAUAUAACAAUGUCUUUUACGUACCUGAUGUCGCUAAGCCUGACGAAAUCAUACCGCUCACUGUUGACGGGGUAGUGGGCAAUAUAUAUAAUGGUGUCACGGAUUGGAUUUAUGAAGAGGAAGUGUUUAAUGCUGCGGAAGCGAUGUGGUUCUCGCCUAACGGAACCUACUUGGCCGUGGCUUCUUUUAAUGACACUCAAGUGGAAUCUGCGGUUUACCCUUACUACGGUGAAAGUUCUGAAUUUGACAACCAAUAUCCUUUGAUGAUUCAUUUCAAAUAUCCGAAGGCAGGUCGAACUAAUCCUGUCGUUCAACUGCGAGUAUUUAAGUUGAAGGAAAAGAACAUUGAAUCUAUGGUCAUACUUCCUCCUGUUGAUAUUAUCGGCCCAGAUCACAUUUUGGGAAGAGUAAACUGGGCCACAGAUGAAAAUUUAAUUUUACUGUGGUUGAACAGACGACAGAAUGUAAGCGUUUUAGUUAAUUGUGAUUUGACUAGAAACGAAUGCAAUAUCAUGAAACACGAAACUGAGCCGAAUGGAUGGAUUGAAGUCCGUGAAAUUUUCUUUGACAAAACUGGAACGAAAAUGUUGGAAAUUCAACCACUACCUUACGGGGAACAGAGAUUCAUGCAUCUUGGUCGUUUCGAUUUUAAUACAAUGCAAACUGAAGAUUUAACGCCUGGAAAUUCAACAACUACCGAAGUCUUAGGAUGGAAUUUGGAUACCGAUACUGUAUAUUAUAUUGUAUCACCAGGAAUGGAACCUUGGAAGAGACAACUAUGGGCAACUUCUAAAGGAAAAGCAAAAUGUGUUACUUGUAAUAAGCCACAUUGUCAUGACGUCGAUGCGGCAUUCUCACCUAGUGGUAGUUACGCGAUUGUAUCUUGCAGCGCUUUAAAUGUCCCAGCUGUAACUUACUUUUACACUAGUGAGACGGAUACAUUUAAAACACUAGCAGAUAAUUCAAGGUUAACUACGAAAUUGAAACAAUAUAAACUGCCAAUGGUUUUGUUCAAUGUGAUAACAUUAGGCGAAAAAUUAAGGGCACAUAUUAAAUUGCUUUUACCUCCAGAAAUGGAAAAAGACAAGAAAUAUCCAAUGAUAGUGAGAUUAUAUGCUGGACCUGGAACAUCAAGAGUUAGAGAUAGUUAUGAUUUAGAAUAUUAUAGUAUGUACUUGAGCAGCAAUCGAAGUUUCAUAGUAGCGUCCAUUGAUGUACGAGGGUCGGCUGUAAUGGGAGUUGAGGCGCUGCACGCCGUAAACGAAGCUCUCGGGACAGUGGAAAUUACUGAUACCUUAGACGCGAUAAGGCAAUUAUUGAAAAUGCACUCAUUCAUUGAUCCCCACCGCGUUGGCGUGUGGGGAUGGAGUUACGGUGGGUACGCGAGCACCAUGAUGCUGAUCAAGGACGAGGAGAAGACCCUCGCGUGCGCAGCUGCCGUCGCGCCCGUCACCUCCUGGCUGUACUAUGAUUCAAUUUACACGGAGCGGUACAUGGACACUCCAAAAAACAACCCAAAGGGUUACGAGAACUCAGAUCUGAUGAAAGCGGCUGAGAAACUGCGCGGGCGCAAGUACCUGAUCGUGCACGGUACUGGCGAUGACAACGUUCACAUCCAACACAGCAUGCAACUGGCUAAAAGGUUACAAAGAGCUGACAUAGCCUUUGAGCAAAUGAGUUACACUGACGAAAAUCAUUCCUUACGAGGUGUGAGUCGACACUUCUAUCACACUUUGGAACACUUUUGGACUGAGUGUUUUGACGAUAACUGAGAGUAUUACUUAAAGUACAAUUAAAGACUGUGAUUACUGACUAAUAUAGUUUGUUACUCUAAUUUUAUUUAUUAUGUGACAUUCAUACAAGAUGUAUAAAAAUAAAUUUAUAUUUUAAUACCACUUAAAUGAUGUUCCAAUCAUAUGUAUGUAAAAUGUAAGUAAGCUCACAAAGAUAUGUAAGAAUGUGUCUAUCAAGAAUGGUAAUAAAAAUAAAUAGAUUUUUAUUUUUC